Molecule: messenger RNA, 639 nt
Organism: Hirundo rustica (Barn swallow)
Lineage: Eukaryota; Metazoa; Chordata; Aves; Passeriformes; Hirundinidae
Exons: 4
Coding region: 1-639 (212 amino acids)
Source: RefSeq, a predicted model, not a curated record
AUGGAGCCUGCGGGAGGGACGAGCUCCGACCCAGCCCAGCGGCUGCUGUGGCAGCACGGCUGUAGAGCCGGAUCCUGGGGAGCUGGAAGGUGUGAAGGUGCUCACACCCGGCGCUCUGCUCCCUUUCUCCCGCUGCCCCGCCCGUGUCCGGCCCCGGAGGGACCCGGCAGCUCCGCGGGCCUCCCCUCAUCCUCCUCCUCCUCCUCUUCAUCCUCCUCCUGCUGCUGCUGCAUCCGCCGGACCGGGCAGGUCACCUGUGCACCCGCGGAGCCUCAGGUACGGCCAGCGUCGGCGCUGCUCCUGGCGGUAUGGAGAAGUACAGCUCGGGUGGAUGCUCUCCAGAAAACAGCAACUCACUUGAGGUGUGUGCUGGGCACAGAUUUAAGCAGCGAGGACUUCAUGAAGAAACUGGACACAAACAGCAGAACAGGAGCCUCCCAAAGCACUCCAAGGCUGAAGUCUACUAAAUAUUUUUACUAUAGGAAUAUUUUAUUCCUACAGACCUUAGAAGCACCUUGGGUUUCUUAUAUUCCUGCAAAACAAAAGCCUAAUGGUAUUGUUCCAUCCAUCAACACUGCCAAAAUACACAAAUUAAAAACUUUCCUGCUUGGCUCCUGUGACAGCGCCAGCUCAAAGUGA